Messenger RNA from Lodderomyces jiufengensis, 357 nucleotides. RefSeq names its product mitochondrial 37S ribosomal protein bS6m (gene MRP17). Gene Ontology annotation, molecular function: structural constituent of ribosome; small ribosomal subunit rRNA binding. The transcript has a single exon. Gene Ontology annotation, cellular component: mitochondrial small ribosomal subunit; ribosome. Bases 1 to 357 code for a protein of 118 amino acids. Lineage: Eukaryota; Fungi; Ascomycota; Pichiomycetes; Serinales; Debaryomycetaceae. Gene Ontology annotation, biological process: translation. The record is from RefSeq and is a predicted model, not a curated record.
AUGUACUAUGAAUUGUUUGCUAUUGCUCGUAUAACGGACCCAUUACAUGUCACAAAAGAAGCUACAAAAAUCGCCAGUACAGUUGGUAAAUUAAUAUUGAAUAAUAGAGGUAUAAUUAGAGAUAUAACAAGUUUAGGAUCAAAACCAUUACCAAAAAUUAUAUCAAAAGAACAAGAAAGACAUUUUCAAGGUUAUCAUUUUAUAAUGGGAUUUGAUUCAUCAAGUAAUGUACAAUCACAAUUAUUAAGAACUUUAAGAAAAGAUCCAAGAAUAUUAAGAGCUAAUAUAAUAAAACAUGAUUUAAAACAUAAUUUGAAUCCUGGUACUUCAAUAGAACAAGCAUUAAAUUCAUCUUAG